This is a messenger RNA of Marmota monax (woodchuck), 656 nucleotides long. Its product is annotated as UPF0602 protein C4orf47-like. Gene Ontology annotation, cellular component: centrosome. The transcript has 3 exons. The record is from RefSeq and is a predicted model, not a curated record. NCBI's taxonomy places the organism in Eukaryota, Metazoa, Chordata, Mammalia, Rodentia, Sciuridae. The coding region runs from base 34 to 465 and encodes 143 amino acids.
UUGUCUUCACGUUAUUUCCAACUUGCAUAGUAUAUGCUAUGUAAUUUCAAAUUCUUUAAUUUACAGAAAGAAAAUGAAGAGCAUCAUCGGUUACUGAAGGGGGCACCUUUCAAGUUAAAUCUUUACCCAAGGGACUAUUUUGACACUAAUCCUUAUUUUACUGAAAAACCUUUACCUCCAAUUAAAAAAGAAGAGAAGAAAGAAUCACUUUUAAGUCCUUUUAAGCCCUCUUCUCCUGGUAAAAAGCCUGGUGGAAUGAAAGCAGGAACAUUUGAACCUUACCCAUCACAUUCUACUGACCCUUAUGUGCUUAAACCAGGAAAGGAGGUUUCCAAAAAAGAUGAUAAGGUUUUUCAUCCCCCAAGUGGACCAAAAAGCAGACCAAUUGAAAGUAUAAUGAGUUUGAAUGUCAAAAGGGCACUCAAUAUGAAGAACUACAAGACUGCUUCAUUACAGUCCUAUUAGCAACUGCAAGACACGUAACUUUCUAAAUCCUUACUACCAGUAACUUGUCAUCAAGAGCUAAUUAUUUGAAAAAAUGCAAAAUGCAAAGUGUGUGGAACAGAUAGCCUUGAAAAGAAAUUUAACCUCCAACUCCAAUAUUCUUCCUGAUUUUAGUACUACUACUUAAUAAAUAGUUUUUGCUAAUAAUUUAA